AUUAGAUUUCUCAGAAAAAUCGUUUCGUUUCAAUCAGCUGUUUCUAAUCCACUCAAAACAAGAAAAAAAAACAAAAUAAUGCAUAUUUAUCAGCUAUUUGUUUAUAAUAAUGCAAGCACAUUUUCACAUGCGUACGAUAUAAUGCCGAAAAUUUAUCACAGCCAUACAGAUAGUUGUAUUUGUGCUGAUAAGGGAAAAUAAAUAGAAAUGAAAAGCUAUUGCAUUAAAUUACAAUCGACAAUCAUUAUUGGACAAUUAAUUUUUCAGUCGCUACGUGAGCCUCGUGACAUUAAGUUGUGAAAACAAGAUAUUUUUUUAAAAAAAAAAAAAAACUUAAAAAAUGACUUCCAGCGUCCCGGAGUGGAUUAAUGAAAGUUUUUUCGAAAAAGUUCUUCGUACAUCCAACGGCGACAAGAAUCUGAAUAUUUCAGAGUUCAACGUUGCACCGUCAAAUAACAGCCAAGAACAUUACGCGUCAACGAUCUUCAAGGCCACGGUCAAGUAUGCAAACAAGUUUAACUGUGAAGAAGUGACAAAGCUUCUCAUCAAACUGGUUGUACCCAAGGCCAUUGCAUUUUCGGAUGAGAAUUCUUUUGAUACCGAAUUGAACAUGUACUUAAGUACACUUCCGGAUUUACAGCGAUUGUUGAAUCAAAACGGUGAAAAUGUCCAAUUUGCACCCAAAUUACUAUAUUCAUCGAAAGAUCCUGUCCCACUCCUUGUACUUGAGGACGUCACAAUGAAUGGCUAUGAUAAUACAACAGGGCCAUUGGAUCUAUUUGGAAUAAAAUGUGUGACAUCAAAACUUGCAAAAUUCCAUGCAGCAUCGAUUUAUAUUGAUCGUGAUGUAAUGAUUCAAAAUUACCAUACGCACCUAUAUAGUUUUUCUCAUUUUAAGGGUAAAGAAGUUUCUUACUACAAAAAUGGUCUAUUUAAUUUGAAGUCACGUGAUGGACUUAAUUUUAUGAAAAAUAAUAUGUACUUGUUUGUUGAUGAGUUGAAGUCAUGGAGAGGAUAUGAUGAAUGUACAGACAAAAUGAAGAAUAUUGCAAAGAAAUUUGAAGAACUUGGUGAGAAAGUCUAUCAAGCUAAUCCAAGUGCUGAUGGAUUUAAUGUUCUGAAUCAUGGUGAUUUUUGUUACAAUAACAUGUUGUUUAAGAAGGAUGAUGAUGGUAAAGUCUGUGACGUCUUGUUUGUUGACUACCAAAUGACUAAAUGGGGAUCGCCAUGUAUUGAUCUUUAUUAUCUCCUUCAUCUUGUCGCAUCCAGAGAAGUUUCUGAGAAUCAUCGUGACGAAAUCAUCAGCUAUUACUAUGAGGAACUAGUUAAAUCAUUGAAAGAUAUUGGUUACAUGACAAAACCACCAAAUAUGCUUGAUUUAAACGUUGAAUUACUUAAAAAUGGAUUCUUGGAAGUGUUGAUUGCAGUUUGCUUCAUGCCAUUCAUGUUUAUGGAUCCAAAAAUUCAUGAUACUGAAUUAGCAUUUGAGAAUGGAAUUGAAGGACUGUUAUUGCGUCAAGAUUUAUAUCGAAAUCCCGAAUUCAAGACAUUCAUCAAAAAACUACUUCCCAAGUUUCUCCAUAAAGGCUUACUGUUCUGAGUUGUUUUUGAAUGAAAACCAUAAAAUUUAAGAAUUGCUUUGAUAUUUGCAAUUUGUUGUCAUUUAGCUAAUUUUAAAUCCGAUCAAUAAAAAUAUUUGGAACC
Chironomus riparius is the source of this 1704-nucleotide messenger RNA. The record is from the annotation of a GenBank genome assembly. Lineage: Eukaryota; Metazoa; Arthropoda; Insecta; Diptera; Chironomidae.